Raphanus sativus (radish) is the source of this 930-nucleotide messenger RNA. Its product is annotated as thylakoid lumenal 15.0 kDa protein 2, chloroplastic. NCBI's taxonomy places the organism in Eukaryota, Viridiplantae, Streptophyta, Magnoliopsida, Brassicales, Brassicaceae. Bases 39 to 713 code for a protein of 224 amino acids. The record is from RefSeq and is a predicted model, not a curated record. The transcript is spliced from 6 exons.
AACAUACGUGAAGAAAGAAGGAAGAGAUACUCUAAUUCAUGGCUAUUCUCUUCAGACCUCCACAGUGCAGAGCCUUCUCUCUUCCCGUAUUCAACAACCACGCUACCGGAGAAACCACUCCCUCUCCUAACUCCGUAAAGCUAAAAAAAUCCGGCGCCGAGAGCUGGAGCUCCCGUUUCCGAUCGAAAUCUCUCAGCUUGGUGUUCUCUGGAGCUCUAGCUCUCGGUUUAUCUCUAUCCGGCGGCGUUGGAGUUGCAGAAGCGGCGAAAGUGGGAGUAAACAAACCAGAACUGCUCCCAAAAGAGUUCACUUCUGUCAUAGAUGUUGCUGGUUUCCUCUCUGAUGGCCAGGAGAAGAGGAUUGCUGAAGAAAUCGAUGAUAUUGAGAAAGAUACAGGGUUUAAGCUGAGAGUCUUGGCUCAAAACUAUCCUGUUACACCUGGACUAGCUGUCAAGGAUUACUGGCAAGUUGAUGAUAACACUAUUGUGUUUGUCGCUGAUCCCACUUUUGGGAACAUAUUGAACUUCAAUGUUGGGGCUACUGUUGAUUUGGACAUACCUCGUAGUUUCUGGAGUCGUUUAGCUGGGAAGUACGGCAACAUGUUUUACUGGAAAGAAAAGGGUGAAGAUGCAUCCAUCGAAGCUGCAGUGAUGGCUAUAUCAAGUUGCUUAAGGGAACCCGUUGGUGCAAAUAACUGUGCAGAGAUUUACUGAAGUAUUAUGACCCAAGAAAAUGUCUGUUAUAAACACUGUAUAAACAUCGAUACCACGUGUGAUAGUAAGAGUAUAGAUGUUGAAUCUGACAUCAACCCUAUAUAGUUUUUGUACUUGUGUUAUAUCGUACUGUAUUAGUACGUUUGUCGAGAUUGUUCAAAACAACUUGGAUCAUUUGUCAAACUUGGAAGGAGAAUGUGGAAUUGUUUAAGAAAUA